CGUAAAUCACAACAGUGCCGCACUAUAGCGUAUGGUACAGCAGCAUAGCUUCCCGUGUUGAGGUGAACGCAGCUAGAGCCUCUGCAACACGAGGCAGGUUGAUGACGAAAUCCAAACAGUCGAUGUUGCUGCAGAGUGUCGUGCCGGCAGCUGCUAUGAAGUGCAAAAUGGCAAGGGCACCUGUAAAGAGGAAGAUAUCAUGGGAACUGGAGCAGGUGGAGGCCGUUGUCCCGACGUCGAUGGCCGUGCGAGCUGACAUGUGUCCAUCCAGCACAAAGAAGGCUAGAUGCACAGGCGAAGAGAAUAUGCCGGGUUGGAUUGCCAGAUCCCCACAUCGACUCCCAGGUCAGUCACCGUUGAUCGGGCGGCGGGAAGUGGUGGAAAUGGCACGGAGGGAAUCAGUUCUCGGAAAACCACUUUCGUCAAUAAUGUCGAUGGCCAGCGGUCAUUCUGAGUGCUGGACGAGAGCUGAGAAUGUACCCUCUUGUGGGAAGGAGGGAGAGGCAGAGAAUGAAGGCGAGGGCAUUUUAAGAGAGAGAGCCAAUAGAGUAGCAGCUGGGGGUCUUCUGAGAGCGAAUAGCUGUGCUGGGACCAGCCUGCUUGGAGUGUGGGCUGGCCUUGAAAAUGCUGGCGUGAACGGCUGGACGGAAGCGGAGUCCACUCGCAAGAGAUUCAAGACUGUGGAUGGAAUAGCGGCUGCACCGGCAGCGGUCACAGUAAGGAUCAGUGUUCAGGGACACGGAGCGGGAAUGGAAAAGUUGCGAGGGGAGAUGACUGCAGCUAAAGCGGGCUUGCUCAAAACGCUUUCUCUUGCCAAAAACGUUGAAUGUGACCAUAAAAUCCAGCGUCGCCUCAUGGAAAAGGAGUCGGACCAGCUCCGCAAGAGCGUUUUCAAGCACCGCUCGACGGUCGAGAAAUCGCCAUGUGCUUUGGGCGGAUGCAGCAGGAACGGGGUGUCCCCUGGUGUUGCUGAGUUAAGUAAUGUGUCGGCUUCUGCAAGGGCAGCUCAACUGCGGGAAACCACGACCACAGAACUCGCCCAUCCUGCAGGUCCUUAUUACAAUGCUUGUGCCACAGACAGCCAGGACAUAGUUGAGCGGGUCAGUGAAUGCUCGGAGAAGAAAGACAGCCAGUCGCGCAAGAUCCAAAUGAAAGAGGAGGACGAUGAAGAUGACGCGUGUGUUGCUAUGUCGCCAUUCUUCACACGUGUUAGACCUCACAAACUUGCCAUCGAAGCUCAGGUUCAAGAGAUCUUCGAGAGAAGCAAAGCUGAGGCCGAUGUGAUGUCAUCUCCAGUUCCCAGCCUUUCAGUGAGUGGUGGUGCUGGCUCUGUCGAUCCUCUCGCGACCUCGUUAUCCUCAAGCCUCACGGACUCUCUCUCCGACGCGUUGUCCACUCCUACUGAUCAGAGGAUUGCCGCCUUAGCUGAAGCUUCUGUGGAACCCUGCGCUCCUAUGGUCUGUCGUUAUAAUAAGCGGCGCUCGUCAAGGUGCUCAUUGAAUUUCCAGGAAGAAGCGCUGGGGGGCGAGAUUGGCACGGACAUGAGCACAACGACACGAUAUGAGAGUUGUACCGAAUCUUCUUCGCGGAGAAGCCCGUCGUCAUCCCGCUCGCCAUCGCCAACAACCUCGGAGUCAUCCUCAUCUUCUUCUUCGUCGGUAGUGACUGCUACCUCAUCCCCUGUGCGAGUAGAGGCUCGGGCUUUCCACGCGCGCAAGUCCACAGCAAUGCGCACUCUGCCGUCGAAAUGGUAUCCUCGCUAAGCGGAAUUCACUCGCUACGACGUUCAACAUUCGUUCUGCUCAAAAAGUAUCGACCAACAAGAUGGU
Chara braunii is the source of this 1829-nucleotide messenger RNA. Lineage: Eukaryota; Viridiplantae; Streptophyta; Charophyceae; Charales; Characeae. The record is from the annotation of a GenBank genome assembly.